GAACGAACUACGGCUUUCUAAUGCGCCGGACGUGUCUUUUCCUGCGCACAAGUCUAAAUCGCCAUAAUCUUGAGUGAUGAUACCCAAGCAUCGUAUUGGUGUUUUCUCUGUAUUACUUUAGGCGCCACCAGAAACCUCCACAGCAAUCUAGAAAGACUCUUGAGGAGAUGUCCCGAUCUCUUGGGAUGUUUGCCCUGAGUGCCGGAAUGGUACAUAUAAAUGUGGGAGCCGACGAGACUCCAUUUGAUGUUCACGUGGAGUUGUUGUGUAGUUGCUCUCCAUACUUCGACUCAAUAUACGGCGAUCGUACUAAGAAGCCCAUCCCAAGCGACCCUGUCUGCUUUCCGGAUGAGGAUCCAGUUGUCUUUGCCGAGCUGUUAGCUUGGAUGUAUUAUGGUGACACUCCUAUCGACUUGCCUUCUCGUACUAGCAUUCACUUCUUGCUACAACUUUGGAUCCUUGCUGGAACCUUCGAGAUUGCCCGACUGCAGAAUCAGGUGAUACACCUCAGUAGAACUGAGAUUGCCAAAGUCCCUGGCCGAACUUUCAGUUGUGAUGAUAUCGAUUACGUCUACAACCAUACAUUGCCUCGGUCUCCGUUGCGUUUACUUCUGGUUGAUAAUUGGGCAGGGAAUGCAACCCAAGAGCACCUCACGAGUUGUCAGAAGAGUCUUCCAUAUCCAUUUCUCGAAGAGCUUUGCCGUGCUCUCAUUGAAAGGAAAGGAAUUGUAAAAAAUGCGGAAGGAGAAAUUCAUUCUGUUGAACGCUACAAUAUUCACCCUCCGCCACCGGAAGACCAGAACGGUAGACUGAUGCCUCGAGAACGUGUUUCAGAAUUUCCCCGGACUGCACCCCCAGAAAAAUUGAGAAACAGGAAGAUUGCACGCCCCUCUCCCCGUCUUAACAAAGCUUCUCUUACAUCGCCGUUACGCGCCAUGACACCCAACUCCGUUGAGGAGAAUGAUCCAAAGAGUGAGGUGUCCUCUCAAAUGAGUCAUUUGCAAAUCUGAUCUUCUAUUCCCACUCCAUUAGCUACUAAAUCUUCUCUCGCAACACUGAGCGAAGACGUUCCCCCUUACUUUGUUUCAUCUU
Molecule: messenger RNA, 1092 nt
Organism: Aspergillus welwitschiae
Lineage: Eukaryota; Fungi; Ascomycota; Eurotiomycetes; Eurotiales; Aspergillaceae
Product: BTB/POZ domain-containing protein
Exons: 2
Coding region: 168-1010 (280 amino acids)
Molecular function (GO): protein binding
Source: RefSeq, a predicted model, not a curated record